This is a messenger RNA of Lacerta agilis (Sand lizard), 999 nucleotides long. Its product is annotated as C-type lectin domain family 2 member D-like. The transcript has 7 exons. Bases 173 to 886 code for a protein of 237 amino acids. The record is from RefSeq and is a predicted model, not a curated record. Lineage: Eukaryota; Metazoa; Chordata; Lepidosauria; Squamata; Lacertidae.
UACUGCAUGGAUCCUGAAGGCUGCUUUGUCCUCAGCAAAAGCUCAGCGAAGGAACUUAACUGGGUGUGGGUGCCUGUCUGCUGCUGCAAGUAUCCCGCUGAAGGUGCUGUCAGAGGGGAAUUGAUCUCUUUUGCCUGGGCUCUUGGCGCUGGACAGCAAUGAGAGAGGAGAAAUGAUAAUCCAUGAAGCUGAUGCUGUAGAGAGACACAGCCUGAGAGCGUCUGAAGAGACAGAAGCUGCCCAUAGAGGCAAGAAAACCCAUGACUUGCGAACACCUUUUCCCAGCAUAAGAAAGGCAGGGGGUCACCCAAAUUAUUGCUGUAGAAGAAUCGCGCCAAAGCGCACCAUCUUAAUUGAAUCUAUCAUCAUCAUCAUCCUUCUCCUCCUCUUCCUCCCCCUCAUUAUUGUUCUUGCUGUCUGGAGAGGUGGGGAAUCCAACCAGACUUGCCCUGAUGCGAAUAACUCUGCUGUUUUGGGACCAGCAUGCCCAGAUGGCUGGGUUGGCUAUGAAAGGAAGUGCUACUUUUUCUCAGAAGAAGAAAGAAACUGGACUUCCGCCCAGAGCUUUUGCAUUUCCCAGGGCUCUUCUCUGGCUGCGAUUCAGAGUGAGCUGGAAAGGGUGUUCAUGCUCCGGUUCAAGGGCGAAGCUGACCAUUGGAUUGGCCUCCGGAAGGACUUCAAUGACACCUGGAUAUGGGCAGAUGGAUCAGAAUACAGUAACACGUUGGUGGUGAAAGGAAGCGAAAACUGUACAUCUCUAAGUAAGGAAUUUGUCAUUGCCUCCCGUUGCCACAUACCAACAAAGUGGAUCUGCAAUCACCCUGAUGCGUAUGUGAGGAAUAAAAACUCUACAGCAGGAAAAGUCAUAUGCCAAGAGGAAUUAUGAUUGUUAUUAGAGUUCCGAAUAGGACCACAUUUCCUUGGAAAGAACAUUAUACCCUGAGGACAUGAGUCAAUAUCUGUGCAGCAUGUGUAAAUUUCAGUUUAGUGUUACCUUGU